Aricia agestis (brown argus) is the source of this 626-nucleotide messenger RNA. RefSeq names its product 39S ribosomal protein L18, mitochondrial (gene mRpL18). The transcript has 3 exons. Bases 61 to 579 code for a protein of 172 amino acids. Gene Ontology annotation, biological process: translation. Gene Ontology annotation, cellular component: mitochondrion; ribosome. NCBI's taxonomy places the organism in Eukaryota, Metazoa, Arthropoda, Insecta, Lepidoptera, Lycaenidae. The record is from RefSeq and is a predicted model, not a curated record. Gene Ontology annotation, molecular function: 5S rRNA binding; structural constituent of ribosome.
CUUUAUGUCAAAGAAGCUUUAUAGCGGAAGGAAAUUUUAAGAUAGGUACCAAUAGUUACAAUGUUACCUGCAAGAAACACAGCUUUGAUUUCAAACAUUAUAAGAUGUAUGUCUUCAAGUCCAGCUGAAUUUGUGAAUAGAAAUCCUAGGAAUUUAGAACGGAUGCGUAUUGCUCGUAAACCAGAUGGUUAUCAUUUGGAAAAACCAGGGCGAAAGUUUUGGCACAAGCUUGUAUUAACACCGAGCAACAGAACCAUCAAAGCAGAAGUUGUACAUUUCAUCAAUGGUCCAGUGAUCACGGCACAAACAUCAGAAUGGGCAAUUCGGAGCCAGCUGUACAGCAUCACUGAUACUUGUGCUUAUAUGAACCUAGGCAGAGUAUUUGCUCAAAGGUGCUUAGAGAGUGGAAUCACAGAAAUGUUUUGUGACUUGGAAGCUAAAGAGGGUGGAAAAGUAGACAUUUUCCUUAAAGAGCUUGUAAAAGGAGGUGUGAGAUUACAAGAAAUGGAUGUCUACAAGAACCCCUACCCAACAGAUGAAUUUAGACCAGAAAAACCUUGGGAAGUUACUGAAGAAUAAGAAUUAUGUUAAUCAUAGGAUAGUAUGUAAAUAAAUUUGCUUUUAGC